AUGUCGGACUUCUUCCGCAGAGCGUCUGACGCGUUCCACCAUCGCCAGCGUCAAGACUCAACCGACUCAACCGACGUGCCCAAGUCUCCCGACUUAGCAAAACCUCCCGAGCAAGAGCCACUCAAUCAAAAGUCCGAGUCUGCUCAGCCUGGCUUUCACGACAACGAGGCUUUUGCUGGUACAGCAACUGAUAAUGUUGCCCAUCCGAAGCAACGUCGCCAUUGGGGCUGGGGACACCACCCGGGAAACAAACCCGAGACAAAGCAGCAACCUAGCCAGGAACAAAAAGACAGUACUAACUAG
Penicillium brevicompactum is the source of this 303-nucleotide messenger RNA. RefSeq lists its product as uncharacterized. Lineage: Eukaryota; Fungi; Ascomycota; Eurotiomycetes; Eurotiales; Aspergillaceae. Bases 1 to 303 code for a protein of 100 amino acids. The transcript is spliced from 2 exons. The record is from RefSeq and is a predicted model, not a curated record.